CUCUGUCCACAUGGUGUGUCAUAUAGUCUUCUCAUGAAGGUGGUGGUGCAGCUGCUAUGAUGUGGAGGACUUGGGUGUCCAGGUUGCCCCUCCGGUCAGGACGUGCACAGUCAACCCUUGCCCACCUCCGGGGUAUUUUGAACAAGGAGAUUGAAAAUAUAAAGGAAGCAGGCACCUGGAAGGGCGAAAGGAUCAUCACCUCGAAACAGGGACCCCACAUCACAGUAGACGGGAAGAACACAGGCAUCUUGAACUUUUGUGCCAAUAACUACCUUGGUCUAUCCAGCCACCCGGAGGUCAUUCGUGCCGGACAUGAGGCACUGGAAGAGUAUGGGGCUGGGUUAAGCUCAGUGCGAUUUAUUUGUGGUACUCAGAAUAUACACAAAACUCUUGAGGAGAAGAUUGCACGGUUCCACCAAAGAGAAGAUGCCAUUUUGUACAUCAGUUGUUUUGAUGCCAAUGCCGGCCUAUUCGAGGCCAUGCUGACCCCUGAAGACGCAGUGUUAUCGGACGAACUGAACCAUGCCUCCAUCAUUGAUGGCAUCCGCCUUUGCAAGGCCAACAAGUACCGCUAUAAACACAUGGACUUAAAUGACCUAGAGACCAAACUGAAAGAAGCCCAGAAACAUCGACUGCGUCUCAUAGUGACAGAUGGAGUGUUCUCUAUGGACGGCGAUAUUGCCCCUCUUCGGGAGAUUUGUGACCUUGCCAAGCAGUACCAUGCCCUGGUGUUUAUAGAUGAAUGUCAUGCCACUGGUUUUAUGGGACCAAAUGGACGGGGCACAGAUGAGCUGCUAGGGGUCAUGGACCAGGUGACCAUUGUAAAUUCCACACUUGGGAAAGCACUAGGCGGAGCUGCAGGUGGUUAUACAACAGGCCCAAAGCCUUUAAUCGAUUUGCUAAGACAACGCUCCCGACCUUACCUAUUCUCAAAUACUCUUCCUCCACCUGUGGUUGGCAGCGCCUCCAAAGCAUUGGACCUCUUGAUGGAAAGCAAUGAAAUCGCACAAUCUAUGUCUGCAAAAACUGCACGGUUUCGUAACAAGAUGGCAGCUGCAGGCUUCACCAUUUCUGGGAAGGAUCAUCCAAUCUGUCCUGUGAUGCUCGGAGAUGCCAGACUUGCUGCAACAAUGGCCGAUGAGAUGCUAGAAAGAGGCAUCUAUGUCAUCGGAUUUAGCUUCCCAGUAGUCCCUAAAGGCAAAGCUCGCAUUCGGGUCCAGAUUUCUGCAGCUCACAGUGAUGAGGACAUUGACCGCUGUGUGCAGGCCUUUACAGAGGUGGGCCGGAAGCUUGGCGUGGUGUCCUAAGAGAAGAGGACCUGACCGGCCAGCGGGAAUUUUAAGUAACUAUUCUCUGCAGCACGGAAGAACAAAACUCAAAGAAAAAACUUGAAAUACUAUUUGGGGACUGUGGGGGAGAUUUCUCAAAACCUGUCCAGAGGAAAAGUUGCUGAGUUGCCCAUGGCAACCAAUCAGAUCGCUUCUUUCACUUUUGAAAAGUCCUCUGAAAAAUGAAAGAAGUGAUCGGAUUGGUUGCUAUGGGCAACUCAGCAACUUUUCCUCUGGACGGGUUUUGAUAAAUCUCCCCCUAUGAGUAAAAAGAUCCAUUUGUUUGUGACUGUAAAUAGAAUAGAAUGCAGAGUUUCAUGCAAAUAUUCAUCUAAAAAACAUUGAUAAAUACAGUAGAAUACCUGCGACUCCAGCUUAUUUCUAGCAGUGUGAGAUGGAGAUGACUUGAACUAUAACUCAUAUCAUUCUGUCCUCAAUAAAAGCAGCUCUGUUCUAUUAUG
Hyla sarda is the source of this 1789-nucleotide messenger RNA. It is a transcript of the gene GCAT, whose product is annotated as glycine C-acetyltransferase. Gene Ontology annotation, molecular function: pyridoxal phosphate binding; glycine C-acetyltransferase activity. Lineage: Eukaryota; Metazoa; Chordata; Amphibia; Anura; Hylidae. The transcript is spliced from 9 exons. Bases 57 to 1307 code for a protein of 416 amino acids. The record is from RefSeq and is a predicted model, not a curated record. Gene Ontology annotation, biological process: L-threonine catabolic process; biosynthetic process.